Molecule: messenger RNA, 993 nt
Organism: Trypanosoma rangeli
Lineage: Eukaryota; Euglenozoa; Kinetoplastea; Trypanosomatida; Trypanosomatidae
Product: geranylgeranyl transferase type II beta subunit
Exons: 1
Coding region: 1-993 (330 amino acids)
Biological process (GO): protein geranylgeranylation
Cellular component (GO): Rab-protein geranylgeranyltransferase complex
Molecular function (GO): Rab geranylgeranyltransferase activity
Source: RefSeq, a predicted model, not a curated record
AUGACAGCGGAUCCCUUAACACGGCUCUUGGCAGAUCAACAUCAGAAGUUUAUAUUGAGUCUGGAUGAGCACAAGGACAAGUUAAGCUACUGGACUAUGCAGCACCUGAAGAUGAAUGGUGCCUUCUGGGGCCUCAGCGCUAUGGAACUAAUGGGUCAAUUGGAUAAAAUGAAUCGUGAAGAUAUUAUUGCAUUUGUGCUUGGGUGUCAAAAUAGCGACGGGGGUUUUGGUGGGAAUGUGGGUCAAGACUCCCACAUGCUUUACACCCUGAGUGCUGUUCAGCUGCUUUGCCUCGUUGACGCCCUGGACAUCAUUGAUAAUGAGAAGUGCGCUCGCUGGGUGGCAUCUAUGCAGCUUCCCGAUGGAUCCUUUCAAGGCGAUGAAUGGGGGGAGGUGGACACCCGGUUUACCUACAUUGCACUGAACUGUUUGCAGCUGCUUGGAAGGCUCUCUCUCAUAGAUAUUGAGGCGGCUGUCCGUUGGGUGCUGCUGUGCCAAAACUGGGAUGGAGGGUUUGGGGUUGCACCAGGGGCGGAGAGUCACGCAGGUCAGAUAUUCUGCUGCGUUGGGGCUCUUAGUAUCGCUAACGCGCUGCAUCACAUUGACAAGGAACAGUUGUCAGCUUGGCUCGCUAUGCGACAGUUGCCAUCAGGAGGGUUGAAUGGCCGCCCUGAAAAAAAGGCGGAUGUGUGCUACAGCUGGUGGGUCGUGUCAUCUCUUGCUAUGCUUGGGCAUGCGGAUUGGAUUGACCGCAAGGCGUUGUUUAACUUUAUUUUGGCCUGCCAGGAUGCUGAGGACGGUGGAAUUGCAGAUAAACCUGGGAAUAUGGCAGACGUCUACCACACCUUUUACGGUUUGUGCGGGUUGAGCCUCCUUGGCUACGAGGACCACCCGCUGAAUGAGAUCAACCCCAUCUACUGCAUGCCGUACUCGGUGCUUGAGAGGUUGGGCGUGCCAGAGGAGAGGGGGCUGCAUGUCGGCAAGCGGCGCUGA